AUGGAAGUCGCAUUUUCCCCCAAACCUUACUACGUGGUAUAUGAAGGCAAGAGAAUGGGCCAGUGCUCGAGUCAGUGCAUGAAGAAAGAGGAGCUGGAAGAAUACGAGGUCCAUCCAUUCAGGGACAGGAUCUGCAAGGUGUUCUCCACAGAUGGCUACUUCACAUUCGAGGACAUCCUUGGGAUGGCAUCCGUCUUCAGUGACCUGGCAUGUCCCAUCAUUAAGAUAGAAUAUGCUUUUCAUCUAUAUGAUUUCAACGAAGAUGGCUUCAUCGAUGAAGAAGACCUCCAAAACUUCUUCCGCCGAUUGCUCAACGGCAAGAACCUCAGUGAGGAAGAGAUCGUUUCCUUGGCCCACAGCGUUCUGGAGGAAGCCGACACAGAUAAGGACAAAAUGCUGUCUUUGCUGGAGUUUGAAUAUGCCAUAACAAAGUCUCCAGAUUUCCUACAGUAA
Molecule: messenger RNA, 453 nt
Organism: Eublepharis macularius
Lineage: Eukaryota; Metazoa; Chordata; Lepidosauria; Squamata; Eublepharidae
Gene: CIB4
Product: calcium and integrin binding family member 4
Exons: 5
Coding region: 1-453 (150 amino acids)
Molecular function (GO): calcium ion binding
Source: RefSeq, a predicted model, not a curated record